Messenger RNA from Epinephelus fuscoguttatus (brown-marbled grouper), 8506 nucleotides. RefSeq names its product cyclin-dependent kinase 5 activator 2-like. Gene Ontology annotation, biological process: activation of protein kinase activity; brain development; positive regulation of cyclin-dependent protein serine/threonine kinase activity. The transcript has 3 exons. Gene Ontology annotation, molecular function: protein kinase binding; cyclin-dependent protein serine/threonine kinase activator activity. NCBI's taxonomy places the organism in Eukaryota, Metazoa, Chordata, Actinopteri, Perciformes, Serranidae. Gene Ontology annotation, cellular component: protein kinase 5 complex; cytoplasm. The coding region runs from base 1486 to 2502 and encodes 338 amino acids. The record is from RefSeq and is a predicted model, not a curated record.
UUAAACUGAACUCAGCCUGAUUCACAUGAAUGUGUUAACUCGGCAGUUACAGUAUGAAAUUAUCUUUAGGCCUGUGUUUACAUCCACCAGGUGGUAACAGUAUUUACGUUGUUCUAAAAUACAUUAAACAGUGAAAAGAAAUUCAUCUCAAGGAGCCAUGAGGGCCGAACCACACCUGAAGGACAGAGUUCAGGAACUUUUACAGGGGCUAAACAAGUCCCUGCCUCGGAGUAGGUACUCAGAACGGCCCCAAGAAACUCCUGGGCUUGGGGAUUACUUGGUGCUGAUUGGAUAUACUCAAGUCAACAGAAAGCGAGACGUCUUCUCCUCUCGUUCAUAGCUUCCACCGCCAUGUAAAUGAAGAGACACGCCAGAAACCCAGCAACCACCUCAGCUCCUUCCAUGUUGAUAAUCGUCUUUCUGCUUUGUACUUCUGCUUCUUCUUCUUUGUUGUUCUUCUUUGUUUCUUUGCCGCGUCGCCCCGGUCAAAAUGGUCGCGCAAUGAUUACGUCACUUCCAGAGCCCGGUAACUUUACAGGAACCUGCGUCCUACUCCGCCCUCUCAGUGGAGACACGGCGGUUGAGAGGGCCGUGCGGGAGGACGUUCCUGUAAAGUUCCUGCCCCCCAGAUAGCACCAGGAACUUCUUCAGUGGAACAGAACUCUGGCUCAUAUUAGCCAGACUUGGACAUUUAAGCCUGGAUUUGCUUUUAGCCUGCUUGAUGGAACACCCCCCCUGAGCAGACACACCACGGACAACAGCAAACACUGAGAGCAGCAACUCACACCAACUACAAACUACUCAGUCUAGCAUGCUGGGAAAUGUGGGCCGCUGUGAGACGACGGCCUCGAGUGAUGUCACCUGAGGCAGCGUCGGUCACAGGCUACGAGUUUGAAAAGUAAAAGAGUGUGGAGAGGUGGAGGUGGAGAGACGUGACAGUCAUCUCUGCUGCAGGAUACAUGUCAGAGGGAGAGGUGCACUGUGGGUAAUGUAGGCGUCAGGGUUUGAUACAGAAUAGGACUGUGUACGAUAUCUCUGCUCCUGCUGCAACCAUAACUCAGUGUGUAAAAUAAUUAUUACAACAAUAAUGAUGAUGAUGAUGGUGAUAAAAAUGAGUGGAACGGUCCUUUAAUGGUCCUCACUGCAGUUUUAAAGGCGCUCAGCACCGCGGACAGCGUCUCUGCAGGAGCCCCGCCCACCCUGCUUCAGUCCAUCAGUCUGCGUCACAGAGACAGAGAGACAGGUGGAGACGGAGGGGGGGCACACGGAGCCACCACACCGGGACAGAGAGACAGAUAGGUGGAGGGGUGAUGAGGCUGCCGGCUCGUGUCUCUUCUGUCUCCAUGAUGGAGUUUUAUCUGUAACCUUUCAUUUACGGUUGGAGCGGACAGACGGACAGAAGGACAGACAGAGGGACAGACAGACAGCUUCUCCUCCGCUGCUGCUGCUGCAGAGAGCCUCGCGCCUCUCGGUCUGCUUGUCGUCAUGGGAACGGUGCUGUCUCUGUCUCCGGGCUCGCGGAAAGCCGCGGCUCGAGGGCCGGAGAAGCUCGCGGAGCUCGCGGUGCAGAAGCCGCCGGAGCACCGCGAGGAGGAGGAGGAGGAGGAGGAGGAAGAGAAGGACGGAAAGGAGAAGAAGAAGAAGACGAAGAAGACGAAGACGCGGCAUCCGGUGCUGCUGCACGCGCUGAGCUGGAAGAAGCGCCUCGUGGCCGCGCGAGCCAAGAGGAAGGGCGGGAAGAAGGUGAAACCCGCGGUGUCCGAGCCCGGGCACGUGCAGCGGGGGCAGCGGGAGCAGGCGGCCACCGACAGCCGUCACAGAGCACUCAAGGCCGGACACAGACACGGACCCAUCCCGGUGCCCGUCCCCACCGUCCCGGAUCAUACCCAGAACCCAAACGUGGGGAGGCCGGACCUGAUCAUCUCACCGCGGAGGGUGGUGGUGCAGGCGUCCACAGGCGAGCUCCUUCGCUGCCUGUCUGACUUCCUGUGUCAUCGUUGUGUCAAACUGAAGGAGCUCUCGUCCAAUCAGAUCGUCCUGUGGUUCAGAAACGUUGACCGAGCACUGCUGGUACAAGGCUGGCAGGACCAGUGCUUCAUCAGUCCUGCCAGUCUGGUUUUCGUGUACCUGCUGUGCAGGGAGGCGGUGGACGAGGACACGUCCUCAGAGCAGGAGCUCCACGCCACCUUCCUCAUCUGUCUCUACCUGGGCUACUCGUACCUUGGCAACGAGAUCUCGUACCCGCUCAAGCCCUUCCUGGUGGAGUCCAGCCGCGAUGCAUUCUGGGAGCGGGUGCUGGAGCUGAUUGAGCGUCUGAGCACCGACAUGCUGCGGAUCAAUGCCGACCCGCACUUCUUCACCGAGGUGUUCCAGGACCUAAAGAACCAGGGCGGAGCCAGGGAGAGGGCGAGGGAGGAGAAGGAGAAGGAAGGGGAAAAAAAGGAGGAGGAGGAGGAGAAGGAGAACAACGGAGGGAACAGGAUUGAAGACCUGGAUCGUUAGGACAGGAGAUGAAAGAAGACACAGACAGAGAGACGGAGAGGAGACCCCAGUGUUUGUUCAUGAGACUCGCCCAGCAGCCGUCAACCCUCUAAAGGUCUGAAUGUAACAGCGGCUACAGCUUUAACGGCGUUACCGUGGAGAUUGACGAGCAGUCAGGCGUCUGACCCACAGUGGGAUGGACGGUGAACUCCGACUGGACACUAGCUCACUUUAACUGCAUGCUGUCAACACACACCAACAGUAUCUUCUGAUUGUUCCAUCGUGGAUGUAGACCACAUAAGUAACCAUCUCCAGCCUUAUUUCCUUCAGUCGCAUCGCCAAAGACAGCGAAGACUGAUUUAUUGAUUUAUUGAUCUAUUGAUUAACUGAUCUAUUGAUUUAUUGACGACAUCAUCAACAGAAACAGAAAACAUCCAGAAACUCACAUCAUAAGAAAAUCAGACAAAGCAAAAGCUGAAUGUUGUUGAGCGGAGAAUUGGUGAGAGCUUCCGCGGCUCCAAUGGAGUCCGAAGACAUGCGGCGAUCUGAUUGAUCGAAGGCUCGGGGAGCUUAAUGACCUUUGACCUGGAGCCCCACAGAACCUGUUGGUUCCACUGUGGUUUAUAAACUACAAUAUUCAAGAUACAAAACAAACAUGAGGUUUUCGUUGCGUUUGAUCACGGGAAAUAAUCGAUUCUUGUACGAUUUGGCAAUCGAUUCCCAAGGUAAUGGAAAACCUGGAAAAGGUCAUGGAAUUUCACAAUCACAUUUUGCAGGCCUGGAAAAAUCAGGGAAUAAGUAAAAAUUAUGGUUGUUAGCAUUGACGCUUUAAUUGUGAUGCAAUUUAAGUCUGUACAUAACAUUUAUUAUUUAAAAUAUUAAUAAAAUGUCAGAUUUUUUUUUUAAAUGCCCGACAAAUAUUAAUAAAAUGUCCGAAAAAGUAUUUCUAAAAUGUCCGACAGAUAUUAGUAAACUGUGGAAAAAAUAAAUAAAAUGUCCAACAAAUACUGAUAAUAUGUGCGGAAUAAAUAUUAAUAAUAUGUCCGAAAAAAUGAUUAAUGAAACGCCUGAAAAAAAUUUCCAACAAAUAUUAAUAAAAUGUCAGAAAAAAAAAAGAAAUAAAAUGUCAGACAAAUUUUAAUAAGAUGUAAGAUAUGUUUUUUAAAUGUUAGAAAAAUACUUUAUACUUUUCAUCAAUCAAAAUUGUACUCCAAAUUUCAAGUCAUCUGACAUGAAAUGGGUUCUGUGGGUACCCAUGAGUCUCCCCUUUACAAAUAUGUCCACUUUAUGUUAGUCCCACACAGUUUUUAGGCACAGAAUAUCAGGGGUGUAACGAUCCAUUGAUCUGGUUCGACAUCAUUUCAGUGAUGCAAAGUGAAAAACAUCGAUCCAUAUCAUCAUCUUUAGGAUACUUUUUAUUUUGAAAUUCUGUCUAACUGUAAAACAGCAGCAUUAUUGACUUGAAUAACUCAGCAGUGUGGAAAUAUUUUGGAUUUCAGAGGAAAUACAGGUGUGUAUUUCCAAAGCGCUGUCAGUCACAAAGGGGUUCGGCCUUUUAGACAAUUCCUCCAAUCAUCAUGCAGACACCGAGCGUCCUCUCCCGCCUACCGCUCCAUCAGGUCCCAGGGAAGCUGAGCCUCCCUGGAAGUGACGAUUUUGUUGCAUUUAUCCAAUGACAUCUCGCUUUGCUGCAUGAAAAAAACCUGCUCAGCGCUGUCUCAUAGGAAUGCUUGGAGGCUCCGCGUCCACCGUGCUGACACGAGAAUGUAUGACAGGGAGGUCGCGUUUGAAAACUGGUGAUAAACAGCUGACGUUUGAACAUGUAAAUUCAAUCGUGCAUAUUUGACCAUUUCUUCUAUGAAAUUUUAGGGGAAGUUCAGCCUCCCUUGUUGUCUCAGAGCAAUCGCCCCUGGACUCCAUGUAGUACCAUAUCGUGAUAAAACUGGUGAUUUACACCUGUACAAACGAUGCACUUUUUCCAUUCAAUGUUUAUUGCAGACAUAUGACCAAAAAACUGUACACACACUUCUGAGCUACAUCUCAAAUUAAUCUUCAUGGUCUGGUUGCUCCAUCCAGGCUUAAGCCUUCUUCUCGCUAAGACCAGGUGUAAAUAUUACGCCUAGUCAGGAACAGACGAUAAGUCAGAAUCUCAACUGUUUCUAUAAAUCAGCAGCUAGAUUGACAAGAGCUACAAAUGUUCAACAGCAAGCAACAUUAGCUUUUCUGUUAUAGGCUGCUUUUUGUCUAGCUGACGUACAAACAUAAACUGUCCUUACCUCAGCUUGUUGACCUUGUGACCAAAUAAAUGUUUACCUCGAAAAGGUGCGCUGCUAACGUCUGUUAUCAAGCUGGAUAGUGAGAUAAUUAGCUGGUCAGCAGCAGCACAUUCAGGGUCCUUUCAGACCUAGAGUUGUGGACCAGAGGUUGGUUCAGACCCAGGUCGGAACACCUUCUCACCACAAACCAACCGCACCAGAGUUCCUUUGGAACCGGACUGAGACCACCUCGGUCCGGUUGUUUUGCUGUGUUCACACCUGCACAAACGAACCGCACUGAGGGGGCAAACCAGCUGGAGUUUGACUGAACUAGACAGGGCUCAAUGCUUUCAACACACUGCUGGUCCAUGAGGUGUAACCUGCAGUCAAAGUUGCUGGGCCUUCAGAUGAAGACGCCGCUAAAACCGGGCAUGGUUAACACUAGGCAUAAGUCUGGUUGUUGCAACUGAAUUCUUAGGACCUUAACAAAGUCCUCGCUAAGUUGGUCUUUAACCCUUUCCCCACCAGAGUGUUAUUUUCAAGUUUCCAGUCAGCGCCAGUAUUUUUGAUCUUAUUCAAGAAUAUUUGUAGGCCCACAGAAUUUUUUCUUAUAUGAAGAUGUAAACAGUAUAUACAUGAAACUAAAGAGACCUUCUGAGCCACAAAAAACACAUUUUUUUUCUCAUUCCGUUUAUUUUUUAUUCAGCACUUGAAUUUGUGCAUUUUCAUAAAAAAGAAACAACAUUUCGGACAAAAAGCUGAAAGAUAGAAUUUUUGUGAAAGACUCAUUUUCAAGUAUUCCUGACAUCAGUUUGAAUUGUAUAAAUCAGGUCAACAGUCUGUGGGUUAAUUGUGUGCUGCUGUUUUGUCUCGACCAUUUGUUGUAGCAGAGCACUGAUGUGAAAGAUACAAACCUAAAAUUCAAAAAUAUAAUUUCCAAUCACACAAUUUCAUCACCUCGUAAAAUCAGUCAUGAAAUUUUGUGAAACUGUCACAGUAAUGUGACAUAACAGCAAAUAUAUUUGCUGUAGUUGUCAAUGUAAUGUAGCGCCCAGUAGAUUUCUUGAUUUUCAUACUGCGUUCCAUGUUUACCUUCUUCGUUCCUUAUUAGAGCUUGAAUCUGAUGUGAUGCUGAGCAAGUUUAACAAAAAAAUAAUUUUUCUUAUCAUAGGUCAUGGAAAAGUUUUGAUAUUUUGUACAUGAAAAUGUGCGGGAAACCCUGGUUGAUUGUCUAAAUGCUUGUUAAUGAGGUGACGCUGACGGAACUAUUGGAGCAGAACUCAACUUUGAGCACAGUGCAGCACCUGAACAGUGUACAGCGUGGACACGCUGGAGUUAACUUGUUGUUCAGCUUCACAAAAGGCAAUAUUUGCAACAUAUUUUAAUUGAAUGUCUAAAUAUUCACAUUGGCAAUGCGAACGUGAAGUAUCUUGUGAAUGCGUAACGUUAAUAGAGAAGAGGAGCGAUCAGCAGUAACGUUAACAAACAAGACUAGCUGACCAACACAAGCUGCUGCAUUAGGCCCUGAUCACACACAAAGCGUUUCAGCAGGAGGAGACAUUAAAACAAAGCAGCUGAGCUCUCCGCUUCCCCAUUAUUUUGUUGCUCUCAUACAGCCAGGAGAUGGUAAGGCGCUUUCAAACUAAUGAAUGCAGUUAACUUUCUAAAAUAAAAAGGUUGCCGGCAGUUUAUUCUUCAAUAAUAUGUUGUGAUUUCAUUGUAUUUCAGGUCAAAUAUUACUUUUUUUUGUGCAUUCUGCAAAGACUCCAGGUGACGGUCAACCAGCACGUACGUUCUGCACCUGCGUGAGAGGAAAAAACUCUCCACACCAACAAACGGCGGCAGUCUGGAUUUCUCAUUCUUUCAAAAAGAGAAACGGGAAGGCCACCUUGAUGCUAGUUAGCCAAUUAGCACAUUAGCAACACAAUCCAGUGUAGAAAGAACAGAGCCGUGUGCCAAUUAACAGUAGCAAAAACCAUCAGAAAACCCUUCUGUUAAAGAGGAACAAUAAUCUUACCUCAUGGAACAAGUUUGAUUUGGCCUCACUCCCUCUGGACUUUAGCUCUUUGAUUACUUUCCUCACUUCUGUUUCUUCUGCGAGCUCUGCAUUCGCAUACGCCGAGUCAACAUGCUGAAUCAACCAAAAAAAAAAAAGCCGAUGGGGGCCGACAAGGGGCAACUGUACAGGACACACCACUCUGACUAGGGCAGCAGACGCUAACCAACAGCCCAACGUUGGCUGGCUGGUGAUCUGUGGGUGCAGAUGGAUGGUGUGUGGACCUCAGUAACAUGUCUAUCCUUCCUGCGGUGCACUACGGCUGGUAUGCGGCGGUGCAACAGCAGCCAAACGACACCCUGCCUCUGGAGUCGGUGUGCCAUACUUAUUCUUCUCUCAUUUGUGGUCUGAUUAAACCGACAAUACAGUCUGGUUGCUAGGGUAACAGAUUACGACAGACCAUUAACCACACCUCCAUUCUCUGUUUCAGAAAGAACGUGAACCGUUAAAUAGAAGUACCGCGGACUGGUGACGGGCUUUAACCUUAAACUACAGUUCAAGGUCGUUAAAUUCCUGUCAAGUAAUUAUCGUCACAAAAACUAUCAGAGGCCAUCUUGAACACCUGCAGGCCAGAAUCACCUUUGACCCUUGUUGCAUUGUGGGAAGUACAGUUCAGCAGCUGCACCUUAGAGACAGACUCAUAUGGUUUUCUCAAAGUCAGCAAUGCGUCCUUGGUAAAACAGGUCCUACAAAGGCUAGACAAGACUCCUUCCUAGCACUGAAGUGAGUGCCCAGGUGUGCAUCACUGCAGAGGUCCUGCUGGGAAAUCAUGUGGAAAGAAUUGUGGGUACUUCAUACCCGCUGAGUAUACACACAUGCACUGUUGUAAAUUCCAUGAAGAAAGGACUCGUGGUAGAAUUCGAAGGAUCUUUGACACUGGAACAGUCUAUCAGCAGGAUUUAUCCCUAGAACACUAAUGUUACAAUUAGUAACAGCAUCACUAACGUCGGGUAUAUUUUACCCGAUAUAAUGUACUUCUCAUCCAAAUAUAUUAAAGUUCAACAAUACCUGGCAAAUUGAAGUACUCGUCUUAUAUUUCCUCCUAUACAAUGUAUCAUAAAAUGAAAAAAAGGUAUCAUGGGGGGACCCUAUAAAAAGGCUCUAAAAUUAGUGAAAAAUUAGGGAUAACUUAGCUUUCGUAUCAAAUAAGAAAUAUAGCUAAUGAUUGCCAACAUAAAGGAAACUUAGCUGUGUUUUACUCACUUGUUGGCAUGAUAAUUAAUACAAAAAACACUAACUUCAGCUAAAAUCCACCCGAAAAAUAUUUUACCCUCAAACACUAAAAUCACCCGAACACCUGCCUGUUGAAAAAACAGGUAUGGGAGCAGGGAAACACAAUUACCUUCAGUGAUGUCUUUGGGCAGGAUGAAGCUACCCAAGGACCCACACAAGACAGACAAAAGCAGCACAAUGAAAAUCACAUGAUCACAAUCGCAUGCGUGAAAAUCACCCAACGUUAGUGUUCUAGGGUUAAUGACGUAGCCUCCUUGAAGAAUCCAUCCUUGACUUUGAGAAGCAUCAGUAGAUUGACAACACAUUCAGAGCAGGCAACAGGUCAUGUGACCUGGUGAUCAGCUGAUGUGAGUUGGAUGUUUUCUGUGUCCUGUGUUCUUGUCUGAAGGCUGAAUGUAAAACCAGUCAGGUUAACUGAAGUGUGCCAAUUGUUUUUAUAUAGAAAUGAAAUCACCGAUAUAAACAACACGAGUCGAGUGUC